GUGGAACCAGCUCCCGCUCUGCUGAUCAUGGUCAACAAGACCUUAAAUUACUGGGGUCCCAGUUUUGAGGAGGACGUUAUCAACAUCAACGUGGGGGGUCUGAGGAGGCGGCUCAGCUCCAGCGCCCUCUCCAAGUUCCCCGACACCCGCCUGGGACGCCUGCUCUCCUGCGACUCGGAGGAGUCCAUCCUGCAGCUCUGCGACGACUAUGACGAGAUUGAGUACUGGGGCAUCAACGAGUUCUUCCUGGACUCCUGCUGCAGCUACCGCUACCACGAACGCAAGCUGGAGAGUCGGCACCACAACUGGGACGAGGAGAGCGAGGUCAGCAGCGUGGACACGUCCCCCGAUGAGAUCUCUGACAUCAACCACGACCUGCUGCGCUACAGCACGCUGCGCUGCGGCAACGUGCGCAAACGCCUCUGGCUCACCAUGGAGAACCCCGGCUACUCCAUCCCCAGCAAACUCUUCAGCUUCGUGUCCAUCAGCGUCGUGCUGGUUUCCAUAGCCACCAUGUGCAUCCACAGCAUGCCCGAGUACCAGGAGGUGGAUGAGAACGGCAACAUGCUCGACGAACCCGUCCUGCACAAGCUGGAGUAUUUCUGCAUCUCCUGGUUCACCUUUGAAGUGUCUUCUCGCCUCCUGCUCUCCCCCAACCCCAGGAAGUUCUUCAAGCACCCACUGAACCUGAUUGACAUUGUCUCGGUGUUGCCCUUCUACUUCACUCUCUUGGUGGACGUGACCAUGGGCAGUGACUCGGAGCUGGGCAACCUGGGCAAGGUCGUGCAGGUGUUCCGGCUCAUGAGGAUAUUCCGGGUGCUGAAGCUGGCUCGGCACUCCACCGGACUGAGGUCGCUGGGGGCCACCUUGAAG
This is a messenger RNA of Eurypyga helias (sunbittern), 873 nucleotides long. RefSeq names its product potassium voltage-gated channel subfamily S member 1-like. The annotation marks the transcript as partial. Gene Ontology annotation, cellular component: membrane; voltage-gated potassium channel complex. Gene Ontology annotation, biological process: protein homooligomerization; potassium ion transmembrane transport; regulation of delayed rectifier potassium channel activity. NCBI's taxonomy places the organism in Eukaryota, Metazoa, Chordata, Aves, Eurypygiformes, Eurypygidae. The transcript is spliced from 2 exons. The record is from RefSeq and is a predicted model, not a curated record. Gene Ontology annotation, molecular function: delayed rectifier potassium channel activity.